AUGUUGAGAUCGUUUAAACCAACUUCUGUCCAACAAAAAUUCGCUCAAUUCGUUAGAUUUGCAUCCACCAAGAAAUACGACGUCGUUGUCAUUGGUGGUGGUCCAGGUGGAUACGUUGCUGCUAUCAAGGCAGCACAAUUGGGUUUGGACACCGCCUGUAUUGAAAAAAGAGGAGCAUUGGGGGGUACUUGCUUGAAUGUAGGUUGUAUUCCAUCCAAAUCAUUAUUGAACAACACUCACUUGUUGCAUCAAAUUCAACACGAAGCCAAAGAUAGAGGUAUUGCCAUUGAUGGUACAGUUGGCGUUGAUUUUGCCAAAUUGAUGGCUGCCAAAGAAAAGUCUGUCAAGCAAUUAACUGGGGGUGUCGAAUCCUUGUUUAAAAAGAAUAAAGUCGACUACUUGAAAGGAACUGGUUCAUUUGUUGAUGACAAAACAGUCAAGGUUCAACCAAUUGACGAAAAUGCAGAACCAAUUGAGGUCGAAGCUGACAACUUUAUUGUUGCUACUGGUUCGGAACCAACUCCGUUCCCAGGUAUCGAAGUUGACGAAGAAAGAAUCGUCACCUCUACUGGUAUUUUAUCCUUGAAAGAAAUUCCAAAAAGAUUAGCAAUCAUCGGUGGUGGUAUUAUUGGUUUGGAAAUGGCUUCAGUAUACUCAAGAUUAGGAUCAAAGGUUACUGUUAUUGAAUUUUUACCAGCUAUUGGUGCCGGUAUGGAUGCCGAAGUUGCAAAGACUACUCAAAAAUUGUUGUCAAAACAAGGACUAGACUUUAAAUUAGGUACCAAGGUCACUAAAGGUGAAAGAGAUGGUGAUAUCGUCAAGAUCGAAGUUGAAGAUGCCAAAUCAGGUAAGAAGGAAGAUAUCGAAGCUGAUGUUUUGUUGGUUGCCAUUGGUAGAAGACCAUACACUGAAGGAUUGAACUUGGAAGCUGCUGGUUUGGAAAAAGAUAACAAGGGUAGAUUAAUUAUCGAUGACCAAUAUAAGACUCAAAAGGAUAACAUUAGAGUUAUUGGUGAUGUUACAUUUGGCCCUAUGUUGGCCCACAAGGCAGAAGAAGAAGGUAUUGCAGCAGCAGAAAUCAUCAAAAACGGUCAUGGUCAUGUAAACUACGCAAACAUUCCUUCCGUUAUGUAUACACACCCAGAAGUUGCAUGGGUUGGAUUGAAUGAACAACAAUUGAAAGAACAGGGAAUUAAAUACACCGUUGGUAAGUUUCCAUUCAUUGCCAACUCAAGAGCUAAAACCAACUUGGAUACUGAUGGUUUUGUCAAGAUCCUCGCCGAUGCUGAAACCCAAAGAGUUUUGGGUGCUCACAUCAUUGGACCAAAUGCUGGUGAAAUGAUUGCUGAGGCUGGUUUGGCUUUGGAAUACGGUGCUUCUGCUGAAGAUAUCGCAAGGACAUGUCAUGCCCACCCCACAUUAUCUGAAGCUUUCAAGGAAGCUGCUUUGGCUGCUUACGACAAACCAAUUAACUUCUAA
Molecule: messenger RNA, 1479 nt
Organism: Lodderomyces orthopsilosis Co 90-125
Lineage: Eukaryota; Fungi; Ascomycota; Pichiomycetes; Serinales; Debaryomycetaceae
Gene: LPD1
Product: dihydrolipoyl dehydrogenase
Exons: 1
Coding region: 1-1479 (492 amino acids)
Cellular component (GO): oxoglutarate dehydrogenase complex; mitochondrion
Molecular function (GO): flavin adenine dinucleotide binding; dihydrolipoyl dehydrogenase (NADH) activity
Source: RefSeq, a predicted model, not a curated record